Messenger RNA from Ictalurus punctatus (channel catfish), 4023 nucleotides. RefSeq names its product ankyrin repeat and SOCS box containing 16 (gene asb16). The transcript is spliced from 7 exons. Bases 1888 to 3285 code for a protein of 465 amino acids. Gene Ontology annotation, biological process: intracellular signal transduction; positive regulation of transcription by RNA polymerase II. Gene Ontology annotation, molecular function: protein binding; transcription cis-regulatory region binding. The record is from RefSeq and is a predicted model, not a curated record. Lineage: Eukaryota; Metazoa; Chordata; Actinopteri; Siluriformes; Ictaluridae. Gene Ontology annotation, cellular component: nucleus.
GUCACAUACUGAUAGAGGACACUGAAGCCAUUCAGUAAAACUUCUCAACAGUUUAGUUCAUUUUUGACCCCAGGCUUUAGACAUUUCAACAUGCAGGGAUUGGAAAUUCAUCCAUAACUGAGCAAAUGAAGGCCAAAAGUUUUUGGACACCGGACUGUCGUACCAUAUGUGGUUCUUCCCCAAACUGUUCCCACAAAGUUGGAAGCACACACUUGUAGCCUGUAGAAUGUUUCUGUAUACAGUACUGCAGCAUUACAUUUUCCCUUCACUGGAAUUAAGAGGCCAAACCUGUUCCAGCAUAACAAUGCUCCUGCGCACAAAGCAAGGUGCAUAAAGACAUGGUUUGCCGAGGUUGGAGUGGAAAAAAUCGAGUGGCUUGAGCGCUGACCUCAAACCCACUAAACAUCUUUGGGAUGAACUGGAACACUGACUUCACCCAAGCCCUCCUGGCCUACAGCAGUAUCUGACCUCAGUAACGCUCUUGUGGAUAAAUGGGCAAAUCAUAAAUGCAGAAAGCUUUAAAAUCAAGUAGAAAGCUUUCCCAGAAGAUUGGAGAUUAUUAUUACAACAAAGUGAGGACUAAAUCUGGAGUGGGAUGUUCAAAAAGCACACAUGGGGGUUACGGUCAGGUGUCCACAUACUUUUGGCCAUAUAGUGUAUGUUACAUGGUCUUAUGGGCAGUAGCUUACUUUUAAAAUGGUACUGAGUGCAAUGGCAGAAUGACCUGGUAGACCUUUUUAAAUGUGUUUUACUGUUUUUUUUUUUUUAACUAAACAAUAAACAUGGUUUAGUUUCUGAACAUAUAUGUUUAUGAAAAUAACACUUUGCCAAAAAUAUAAUAGUAAAUUCACAAUCAAAUUCAGGAACAGCACUGAUUUUGUUAAGCAAAAAAGAAUGUUCCCAGAAUGUCUUGUUAUCUCAAAACAACAACAAAAAAAGAAUUGAGCCCACAAUCAUUGUAGGAACGAAAUACUUAAUACAUAGCAUCCAGUGGCCCCACUUAAAUUAUUGCAGGAUUGAAGUGAAGUAUUAUAUUAUCACUCAUCUCCAUGCUUCUAGUUGCCACAAUGGUCAGUUGAUUCAAUUGAUUUCCCAUAGUCUCACUCACUUUAAAAUACAAUAGUUUCCACUUAAGUAUUUCAUGACCACAAAAGAGAUAUCGAGAACCAUAACUUAAUAGCUUUAAUAUAUUACCUUGUGACCGUGAGAAGCUUGACUCGUGGCCUUAGUAUGUUCAUUCGUGGCCACGCCAUAUUAAGAAUAACCAUGUCACAUUUAUAAAACAAAAAACUAAUUUGUGACUGAUGCUAAAAUUCCAUGUCUGUAGGCCAUUUAGCCUAAAAAAAAGGUUUUGGAUUACAUAUAGUAUAUUUCCUAAACUUCAUUUUUUAACAUCCAGAUACCAUGAGGAUGCAAACUUUUAAAUUCAACUGUCUCCAGGCCCACAGGUUAAGUUGUUGAGUAAGAUAAAAACCUAAUUGGAAAUUCUGCCAAUUUUGACCAUGAAAAUUGGGUAAGGCUGUGACAUUGACAUUUAAUGUGCCCUCCACCGGCAGUUUGCUGAUAGUGCAGUGGUAAUAUAUCGGCUGACAUUUUUUUCUAUUAAUACUGCCAGCUUUAACUGGGGUCGACAAUAUCUUGUGACUGGCUGUGCAAUCUCUCAGAAAGGACAUUAGCUUGUUAAAUGGUUUUAUCAGGUUUCUUAUGUAUAGAAAGUUACAAAGUAAAUAAAAAAUGGACUGAAUAGUGGUUGAUUUUAAAUAUAAAAAAAAUAUAAGCCACUUUCUUUGGACAAAAGGUAAUAGAAGAACUUUUUUCAGGCUUUGAGGCAGUUUUCCCCUGUAAAGCCAUUAUAUAUUGUGGAAGGCAGAUUUAUCACUCAGUCCCAUGUCUCAGAAGACGUUUGCCUUCACGUCGGCCACACUGCGCUCUCUGCGGCUGGAACAGGAGCUUCAGGACUGGGAGGAAACACGAAGGGCACUGGCGCACAGGAGGGUAAUGAGUAGGCGGCCACUGCCAGCCGCACCCCGGCUCAGACACGGGACAGAGAGGAUCCAGACAGUACGAGCCCCUCCACCUCAAAUCCACUGCAGAGACCCGGCUGUCCACAACACAUUCAUGUAUGGAGACAUGAGGAGUGUGUACGCUGUACUCAAAGAACCUGGUAUGGUGAAUGCCCUAAUGGAGAUCGUCCAUGAGGAGAUGGUGUGGACUCCAGAAAUGGGAAUGUGGACUCUGUCCUCCAAAGUGAAGCAGACAUCUGCCCUGCACCUGGCUGCCAGCACGGGGCACUAUGGAUGUGUGGAGGAGCUGUUAUUCCGGGGAGCAGAGGUGGAUGCUGACCCUGGGGGUCGAACGGCCCUCCACGAUGCCUGUUCCGGGGGUCACCACUCCUGUGUAAAGCUGUUGCUGGAGCAUGGAGCUGACCCCGAUCUGCUGACAGCCAAUGGUGAUGCGCCCCUUCACCUGUCCAACACUGCUGGGUCCUACGCCUGUACAGAGCUGCUUGUCAGCAUGGGUGCCGAUGUGAACAUGGCCCAGCAUGACACGUGUCUCACUCCACUGCACUUGGCAUGUCGGAGGGGUCUGGAGGAACAUGUGGAACUGCUGCUGCGCUACGGAGCCGACGUGACUGUGCAGAACCGUGAGGGUGAGACGCCUCUGAAUGCUGCAUGCGCCGGAGCUGAGAGGCCAGCUGAGGCUGCGCGAUACCUGGGUGUGGUGCAGAGACUGCUACAAGCUGGAGCACAUGCACAUACAGCAGGCAGGAAGCAGCACACUGCUCUACACAACGCCUGUAGUAACUGCAGCUAUCAAAUUGCCGAUAUGCUUCUGCAGCACGGAGCUCGGGCAGAUGCAGCCAACUGUGCAGGAUACACACCCAUGGACUGCCUGCUGCAGGUGGUAGAGGAUUAUCCAGACCAGCACCCUGAACUAAUCGCUCGUUCGCUUCUCAAUCACGGAGCAAAGCCUCCUUCCACCAGAAUGCUGAAGUCGUGCCUCCUCUCCCCUGCCACUCUGGAAGUGAUGCUAAACUGCUACCCAGUGGUUCCAGACUGUGAGGAUUGGCUACAGGAAGUUCCAGAUGAACUACUGAAGGAGCACAAGUGUUUCUUCGACUCGGUUCGUCGGAUGAGCAGGCAGCCCAGCACACUCCAGCACCUCUGCCGAUGUUCCCUGAGACUAAGUAUGGGUGCACGAUGCCACUCUGCCAUCAAUAAGCUAAACAUCCCAUGUGCACUAAAAGAGUACCUGCUGCUGCCGAUUAAAGGAGAGAUCCAAUGAUACUAAGUGGAAAGGAAAACACAGACAAAACCACGAACUAGCAUGCAAAUAAUAAAUGUUACGAAACCAUAUAGCCAUGAACUGGGUUGUGUUAAAGCUGUUCAAUGACCAUAUGGUGACAAAUGACCAUAAGCAGUUCAAAUGGAAAACAGCACAAUUUCAUUAAUAUCUUUUGUCAUUUUUGCAUGAGUUAUUUUUUUUAUUUGCCAAUAAUACGAUUGUUUUAUUCUAAGACCACUUAUUCAUGGUGCAGCACUUAAUUUUGCUAUUAUUUUAGAGAUUAACAAGCACUGAAUGUGGAACAUCUGCAGGACAAGAUUAUCCCUCUUAUCGUCUCUUGACGAUUUUAGAAGUUUAAAAAAAAACAUUUUUUUUAGCUUGUCAUGUUACUGAAGAUUCCAAAUUACUGAAACUGGAAACUCCAAAAAGCUUUAAAUAUCGGCUUUAUAGAAAACUUCACCAAGAACGUUAUGUUUUUCUUCAUCAAAUAACAACACUUUUUUUUUUUUAUAGAAUUUGUUUUACAAAUUUGUGUGUGUGUGUGUUUAAAUAUUGAACUGUUUGGAACUGAGAUUGAUAUAUAGUUAUUUAAAUUAUAUCAUCAGCAUGGUUUCUAUAGACAAGCACAUAAGCACAGUUUCAUUAGCAUUAAAAGCAUAGUUCAAUCUUGAGCAAGCAUUGCAAUUUUCUGACUGAUUUUCAGUAUUCCAUAAGCACAUUAAACUAAGUCUUACAUUA